GCCGCCGCUGUCCCAGCAUGGCCCCGCCGCUCCAGCCUCUCAUCGCGCUCCUGCUGCUCUGCGGCUGCCUCUGCCCGCCCGCCCGCGCCGGGCUCCACUUCAGGGAGGGGCAGCACUGCUACCGCCCGGCCCCGCGCAGGGCGCCCGGCCUCAGGACCUACCCCCGCCCGCACGAGUACCUGGACGUGUCGGCGCUGCCGCGGAGCUGGGACUGGCGGAACGUGAACGGGGUGAACUACGCCAGCACCACUCGGAACCAGCACAUCCCCCAGUACUGCGGCUCCUGCUGGGCCCACGGCAGCACCAGCGCCUUGGCAGACCGAAUCAACAUCAAGAGGAAAGGGGCCUGGCCGUCUGCCUACCUGUCUGUGCAGAAUGUCAUCGACUGUGCUGAUGCUGGCUCCUGCGAGGGCGGGGACCACUCGGGGGUCUGGAGGUACGCGCACGACCACGGCAUCCCCGACGAGACCUGCAACAACUACCAGGCCAAGGACCAAAAAUGUAAGAAGUUCAACCAGUGUGGAACUUGUGUCACUUUUGGAGAAUGCCAUGUGAUCAAGAACUACACUCUCUGGAAAGUUGCUGACUAUGGGUCUGUCAGUGGAAGAGAAAAAAUGAUGGCAGAAAUCUACACUAAUGGACCAAUUAGCUGUGGCAUCAUGGCUACAGAAAAGCUGGAUGCCUACACAGGGGGGCUGUACACAGAGUACAACCCCUCACCCACAGUGAAUCACAUCGUGUCUGUGGCUGGCUGGGGCGUGGAGAACGGGACAGAAUAUUGGAUAGUUCGGAACUCCUGGGGUGAGCCCUGGGGUGAAAGAGGCUGGCUGAGGAUUGUGACCAGUGCCUACAAGGGUGGAAGAGGAGCAGACUACAAUCUGGCUAUUGAAGAGGACUGUGCAUAUGGGGAUCCCAUACUGCCUUGAUGCUACAUGGUACAGCUUUGUGUUUGGGUACUUUGGAAGCUUCCCAGCACAACCUCCUCUUGUUUAAAGAAUAAUAGCCC
This is a messenger RNA of Melozone crissalis (California towhee), 1006 nucleotides long. RefSeq names its product cathepsin Z (gene CTSZ). The record is from RefSeq and is a predicted model, not a curated record. The transcript has 6 exons. NCBI's taxonomy places the organism in Eukaryota, Metazoa, Chordata, Aves, Passeriformes, Passerellidae. Gene Ontology annotation, cellular component: lysosome. Gene Ontology annotation, molecular function: cysteine-type endopeptidase activity. Bases 18 to 926 code for a protein of 302 amino acids.